AAAACAGAGUGCAUAACCCCAAAAACAGAGGAGACUCCACCCUCUCCUUACAACUUUUGUACUCAACCCUCUGUUAUGUCCCCUUUUUUCUAUAUUCCCCAACAAAAAAAAAAUCUUAUAAUCUCUCUUAAAUUUUCAAUUUUGACAUGUGUUUCUUUAUAUCUUCUUUUCUUUCUGCAACAAUUUUUUUUCUUCGUCUAGAUUAGUACUUAAAAAUCAUUUAUCGACAAGAUUUUAUAUUGAUUUGGUGGAAUUAUGGGAAGCAAUUGAUACUGGUACGAUAAUGGUCACGGUUUAGAGAGAGUAUGGAUCAUAAAAUAAUUUUCUCCUGGACAACCAUAACUACACUCUCGGCAUUUAUCUUCGAGUUGAAUAUACGAAGCAUAAGGUUUUGGCCUUGACAAAGAAGUAUUCCUUACAGCAUAGGACGCUAAAGCUAUUGUUGAACAUAUCACAGAGCUUGAAUUUCUGAAUUUAAAGGUGAAUUUACUUUAUUUAAUCUUUUUUUUUGUUGCUGAAACUUAACUUAAUUAUUGCAAGACAAUUCCUUUUAAUAUAUAAAAGGCAAGCUAAAGUUAUAAAUUUUGAUCUUAUAAAUUCAACAAACUAUCAAAAUAAGUAAUGUGGGUUAAUUUGUUUAAAUGUAUGCUUUUUGAAAGAAAAAAAGAUGUUAGGUAAAUUAACAUAAAAUGUCAAUUUUAAUCUAUAAAACUUUAAAUAGUAAAUUUAUUACAUUCAUCCUAUCUAAAUUUUGCACUAAACUACAUUAAGUAUUUGUUAUUCUGUAUGUAAUCAUCAAAUAUUGUAUUUCAAGUAUAUUUUGUAUUCUGGUAUAUAUUUUAUGUACUUUUGAAAAAUUCUACAAACAUGUAUCAAUUUUAUAAUGAAAUCAAAGUUAUUGGUUUAUCCCUUUAACAGUUUUGUUUCAAUGCAUGUACUUCUAAUAUCAUGUGCCACUGUUCAUACAAUAUUUUAAAUAUUAUUUACUCUAAUUGAAAAUUUAUGACGAUGAUUAACUAAUUAUGAAAAAAGUGCACAGGUGGUAAUACUAGUAUAAUAAUAACUGCGUAGGGAGACAUUAGGUGUAUCACGCAGGAAAUAACCUCCGCUCAUUGGCCUGGUUAGGCGAUUAGAUUAGAGACGCAACUAUGAAGGGUACACUCGUAAAUCCCGAUCCGAGGAACAUUAUUUGUAGUGAGAAGGGUAGGAUCGUCAUUUCAAGUAUCUUCAGGAAUAAAAUUCAAUUGUUUAAUUCAAUCGUGUAUGGGCUUCGAAUGCUAUAAACCCGUCGCCGUUGCUUGCAACUCCAAAACGUCUCGAAGUCGCUUUGCAUCUUCAAAGCAAUCCUUAAAACUUUUCAUAUCUAUAAACUCUCAAGAGAGUUCGAGAAUUUCUUGUCGGGAGGAAACGUUGUUGCUUCUUAGCUUGACGAAAGGAUUUAAAGGUAAACAUUCGACAUAAUAAUUUCUCAUGGCUUCUCUAAUGCAAUCCGAGCCAGAGAUGGAGAAAAAACCAGUUGGGAUUCGAUUCUUGGAACGAAUCAAAGGGUCAAAGCUCUCUUACAACGCAUAUCAAGCCAUAGUCUUGAUCGUCACGUUCCUCGCUUACGCUAGCUAUCACGCCGCUAGAAAAACAACAAGCAUUGUGAAAAGCGCUCUUGAUCCACAAUCACCAGACACAGGGGUUAACUCACUCCUUUUGAGAUUCACUUCGUUUCGAUCAUUCAGACAAGAACAAGAAAAUGGUGGUUGGGCUCCGUUCAACGGACCAAACGGAACGGUUCUGCUGGGGGAGAUCGACGUUGCGUUUCUUGCUGUUUACGCUUUCGGUAUGUACUUCGCUGGACAUCUGGGAGACAGGAUGAACCUGAGGAUCUUCUUGACCGUUGGGAUGGUCGGAACCGGUUUGUUCACGUCUCUUUUCGGUGUCGGUUACUGGGCGAACGUUCAUAGCUUUUACUAUUUCUUGAUCAUGCAAAUGCUCGCUGGUCUGUUUCAAUCCUCUGGCUGGCCUUCUGUGGUGGCCGUGGUCGGAAACUGGUUUAACAAGAAGAAGAGAGGUUUGAUCAUGGGGAUAUGGAACGCGCAUACUUCCGUCGGCAACAUCACAGGCUCGUUGAUCGCUGCUGCGAUGUUGAGAUAUGGUUGGGGAUGGUCUUUUGUGGUUCCCGGUGUGGUUAUUGCCUUGAUCGGGUUGGUGAACUUCGCUUUCUUGCCUGUGAAUCCGGAGAUGGUUGGAGCUGAGCGAGACGAGGAUGUUGAUUCAUCGAGUGAGAAGAUUGGUGACUCUGUAAGUGUCCCCUUGCUGUUGAGCUCGUCUGAUUCGGAGACCGAUGACAAGAAACGAGCUGUUGGGUUCAUUGAAGCGUGGAGGAUCCCUGGAGUUGCUCCUUUUGCUCUCUGUCUCUUCUUCGCUAAGUUGGUCGCUUACACUUUCCUCUACUGGCUUCCUUUCUACGUUAGCCACACAGCGAUCGAAGGCGAGUAUUUAUCAGACGAAACAGCGGGAAACCUUUCGACAAUGUUCGACGUUGGAGGUGUGGUCGGAGGAAUCAUGGCCGGUUACAUUUCAGACAGGAUAGGAGCAAGAGCGAUUACGGCUGCGAGUUUCAUGUACUGUUCGAUCCCAGCUCUGUUCUUCUACAGGAGCUACGGACAUGUGUCGUUACUAGCCAACGCGUCUCUCAUGUUCUUAACCGGGAUGUUGGUUAACGGACCUUACGCUUUGAUCACUACGGCUGUUUCAGCUGAUCUCGGGACGCACAGCUCCUUGAAAGGAAACUCGAGGGCUUUGGCUACCGUAACGGCUAUAAUCGACGGGACGGGAUCCGUUGGAGCGGCGGUUGGUCCGUUGCUAACGGGUUACAUAUCGUCGAGGAGUAGCUGGACGGCGGUUUUCACCAUGUUGAUGGGAGCUGCGUUUGUGGCGGGACUGUUGUUGACUAGGCUUGUGAUGGCCGAAGUAGCGGCUAAGAUAGCAGAGUCUAGGCCGUCGGAAUCAGAGUGUAGAGCUCCCGUGGACCAUCAGGGUCAUGUGCUAGAUGUGUGAGCAACUUUGAUCGCCAUUUUUAGUUGAGUUCUUGAAGAGGAAAGAUUCGGACCGGAGUUUUAUGUCAAGAUUUGGUCUGUGGGGGAAAUUUGUAAACAUGUAAUCUGUAUUGUGAAUGUACAUAAAUUAAGAUAUGAUAUCGAUCUUUUUGGAUAAAUGUUAAAUUUUAGACUCGAUC
Brassica napus (rape) is the source of this 3226-nucleotide messenger RNA. RefSeq names its product putative glycerol-3-phosphate transporter 1. The coding region runs from base 1471 to 3048 and encodes 525 amino acids. Lineage: Eukaryota; Viridiplantae; Streptophyta; Magnoliopsida; Brassicales; Brassicaceae. Gene Ontology annotation, cellular component: membrane. The record is from RefSeq and is a predicted model, not a curated record. The transcript is spliced from 4 exons. Gene Ontology annotation, molecular function: transmembrane transporter activity. Gene Ontology annotation, biological process: transmembrane transport; phosphate ion homeostasis.